AUGAUUGAGGACCCUCGAGAAGUCGAGCGGAAGAGACUUCUUGGGAUCGACGAUGCUGAUACCCCAACACGAGAAGAGUUAGCUGCAAUUCUCGAAGAAGUGAAUGAAGGGAAAAUCCCGAGAGACAAGAUUGCCCUUCAAAUGCUGGUAGAGGAAAUGGUUCAAUGGCCUAAUUUAGAGGUAGAAGCAACAAAAAAGGGGAAAUGGAAAUCGAAAUAUGCGAAGGCUACAAACACUGGGAUUGAUCCAGAAUUAGCUGCAAAGAGGCUUAACGUUGACUGGGAUACAACUGCAGAGAUUGAAGAAGAAGAUGGCAGUGACGAGAGUGAUGUCCCUUCAGUUGUGGGAUACGGAGCAUUCUACUUGGUGACCGCGUUUCCAGUGAUAAUUGGUGUAUCGGUGGUGUUGAUUCUUUUUUAUAAUUCUCUUCAGUGA
This is a messenger RNA of Lactuca saligna, 435 nucleotides long. Lineage: Eukaryota; Viridiplantae; Streptophyta; Magnoliopsida; Asterales; Asteraceae. The record is from the annotation of a GenBank genome assembly.